AUGCUAUUUGAAACAAGGAUGGUUGUUCCGGUACCAGAAAACGAAUCCGACCCUGCUUUGUCUAAAGAGUCUCUUGAUAGGAGUGAUUGCGAGAGACUGGUUCAAUUGUGUUUGGAAGUUAAACAGGAAGCUGCAGAACUUACUAAGAGUCCGAACUACUACCGUGUAUCAAAUAUCGCUGAGCAACUACAUCAGCACUUAUUAGAGGUGCAUGAAUUACUGAGUGAAACUGGGUUCAUUGAACAACUGAAGUACAUUUAUUCUUUCGUUGGGAAAUAUGACUAUCAAAAUAUUCGUGCGAAUGGCUUUCGGACCUUUCUUUCCGUUGUGUCGAGUUGUCUGAUCAAGAUUCUCACUCACCUUCGUAACCUAGACCGCCGUACUUUGUCUGUAUGGCCAAACGCUAUUAAAGAGUCUCUAAUCGCCUACUUGCGGUGUCUCGAAGAGCUUGCCUUCUGCAUUCUCCUAAUCUGCGAGUUUCCCAAAUUUUCCGCUUCAUCGAAUACCCUAUUUCCCCAUCUGCACUAUGCCAACCUGUCAAUCGCUCCAUUUCGAACGCACGACAAUCUUGGUCCUCCAAUGCGCAUCUCAAAGUGCAUGAGAGACAUUUCCUGUGCAAAUUUUUCCGCCUCGUCAAGUAUCUCGCUUGCUCACUACAAUGAUCUCAUUGACUACUUUGAUCUAAUUCACCAAGAUGUCUUUUACGGUCGAGCAAUUGCAUUCUACUUGGAUAUUCCCGCUCAAAAUUUCUUUAAAAUGCUUGGCAGUAUUAUGGCUGGAUUUGCUGAUAGCUACCAGUGUGCAAUGGAUGGAAUAUCGGGUUUUGUGAAUGCCGUUUUCCACAGCGUUACAUCGUUCCUCUCGCCCGAGGAACGUGGUUGUCGAAUAGCCCAUAUUACUCGCUCGGCAGACGUUCAAUUUUGCAAGCGUUUUUGGAAUCUCGCCCAGAAUCGUUUCCUCAUCGACGUACCCAGGCUCCUUCUUCCUCAGAUGGCCGUUUGUCACACAUUCAUCUUACCAAACGUAGCUGUGACCUUAGAAACUGAACCAAGUAAUGGUGGGCCUUCCACGGUAACUAUUAACCCGCCCAGUGGCGAUAAGGGCAUUUCAGUGCGUGUGAUCAGCAAAUUUUGGCGCAGAGGUAUGGUCUGGCCUCUGGAUCAGGGACAAGAGGGUGGAAAGACCAAUAAGGGGUCUUUAAAGAAAUUAUCGUUGGGGUCGUUGUCUUCAGCAUUUGCAGCAGCCUCCAACGCCCAUCUGGAGACGGAUCCCUCCCCCUAUAUUCUUGUUCACAUCCACGGUGGUGGAUUUAUUGCCCUCUCCUCGGAGACACACGACGUUUAUGUUCGUCCCUGGGCAGAGAAGCUUGACUGUCCGAUAAUUUCAUUGAACUACUCGCUGGCACCGGAGUCGCCAUACCCGCGGGCGCUGGACGAGUGUUUCCACGCGGUGUGUUGGGUGAUGGCCAACCGGGUGCGGUUGGGAGCUAGGCCGGACGCACGGGUAGUGGUGUGCGGCGACUCUGCUGGUGGGAAUCUGACCCUCGGUGUGUGCCUUCGUGCAGCCGCCCUUGGGCUGCACGCCGGCAUCGCACGCCCCGUGGGCGCCCUCAUUGCUUACGCACCUGCCGUCGUCGCUUACGUGCCCUCGCCCUCGCGCAUGCUCUCUAUCUGCGAUCCUCUCCUGCCCAUCGGCGUUAUCUCGCGCUGCAUCAUGGCAUACAGCGGCAUAGACGAGGCAUCCUUCGAGCGUAAGGUUUCAAUGCCAGCAUCGAUGUCAGAAAGCAAAACACACCAAUCCAAACAACAGCAGCAACUACCCCGGUCGACCUCGGUGCCUCUGUGGUCACGCCUCUGGUCUACCUGGUUCCCUCCUUCCUUCUCUUCCGUUUCGCCUGCAACCCCCUUGAUCAACCGUCUGAGCGUCAUCUCACGUCGUGUCACCGCUUCCGGUGACCUCUUCGAGGCCGAAAAAAACGAUCUUUCCCCAGGGAUCUCAUUUAGUGCCUCCACUCCUUCUUUUCCGUCCUCCCCUACAGGUUCACUGGAAGUUCAAGACGCCUACACUGACAACGAAAAUGCCAAAAAAGAGGACCAUGAGAACAGCAAGAAGUGGGAACCGCUAACGAAAGUGCGGGGGACCGACGAAUCGUGUGAUGAGACAAUUUAUGGCGUAGACUCAAAACUCCAACGUAUUCGCAAGUGUCCCAUCCCACAAGAUCCCUUUCUUUCACCUUAUCUCGCCUCCGAUGAGCUUUUCCGCUUGCUGCCACCUCUUGCUAUUGUGGCCUGCCAGUACGACCCCUUCUUGGACGACGCCCUAGAGCUUGCCAAGCGCGCGGAAGCGUUGGGGGUAUCCGUGGAGCUGCACGUGGCUAGUGGAAUGCCGCACGCCUUUCUCAACUUCAGUUUCCUCAACGCCGACUACCGCCGUGCCACCAUGCACUGCAGCGACAUGAUUGCACGCCUCUUCCGUGGCGGGGCCAGUUCUAUCUCCGAUUCACUCCAGUCGGUAAAUGCAUUUACUCGGUCUCUCACUAAGUGCAUUCUUCGAUGUUUACGAUUCUGUCUGAGGGGAAGGGCCGUUCAUCCCAACGAGACUUCCCUGAAUGCGAAAGAAGACACAAUGCUCGGACAAGUACUAAUGUACUGUCAACGCACAGGUCUGGGGGGCUACUGGCAUGGCUUGGAAGCCAGGCCGCCCAGCUGA
This is a messenger RNA of Echinococcus granulosus, 2709 nucleotides long. RefSeq names its product Hormone-sensitive lipase. The transcript has 12 exons. Gene Ontology annotation, molecular function: sterol ester esterase activity; triacylglycerol lipase activity. Gene Ontology annotation, biological process: triglyceride catabolic process; cholesterol metabolic process. NCBI's taxonomy places the organism in Eukaryota, Metazoa, Platyhelminthes, Cestoda, Cyclophyllidea, Taeniidae. Gene Ontology annotation, cellular component: cytosol. The coding region runs from base 1 to 2709 and encodes 902 amino acids. The record is from RefSeq and is a predicted model, not a curated record.